CCGGCUCCCGCAUCCUGGCGCGGCUGCGCGCCGACUCGAGCAGCCCGAGUCAGAGCGAGUCGCAGUCGGAGCCCGCUCCUGGCGGCCAGGCGGCCCGCCAUUCCAGCAAUGGCUCCAGCAGCCAGGAGGGCGAGGGACGGCGUCGCAGUUCGCGCCGUUCGCGCGCUCGCGCCCCCGACUUCAGGCGUCUACUGGAGGCCGAUCCAGAUGACCCGGACCAGGCGUCUGAGGUCCCUCUCGCGUCCGAGGACAGCGCGUCCGACGGCGACUGGACGCCCAACAAGGCUGCGCCGGAGGACGCGGCCAGCUCGGGCGAGGAGGAGGCGUCCGGUCCGGCGACGGAGCGGACCGCCCACUCGGACAAGGGUCGAGGUCAGGUUACAAAGUACAAGUUGCCCGAGGCCGUGGCGGCGGCAGUGCACACGCCCAAGGCGCCGGUCCAGGGCACCAACUCCAGUCUCAAGGUUGGUGACUUCCUAAUCAGCAUGGAGGACGCCAACCUAGACCGGCCGCCCAUCUGGCGCAUUGACGGCAAGUUCCUCAUCCAGAAGUACGAGCCUAUAAAAGGCAAGGGCCAGCGCCUCUACAAGAACAUGGCCACGUACAUGAGCUGGUCGUCGAACGCGGACAAGUUCCGGCCGGUCACCGUGCGCUACCACCAGAUGGGGCGCAACGAGAUCAUUGUCGAGCUGAUGGAUAACCCGCACAGCGCCACUUUCAAUAUGUCCAAGAUGUUGUCGAUAGAAGAGACAAGCAAGCAUCUGGAGAGCUUCGAGAUCUACAUACAGACGCUGAUCUCACAGGCGCUUGACCCUAACUUCCUGCUGGAGAUCACAGAAGAGGGAGAUGAAUAUUUUAUGAAGAAUGUUAACAUUGUGAAAGGAAUCAGCGAAGCAAGAAAAAAGAAGAUAUUGGAGCUGAAAUCCUGGGAUGAGAAAACGCAGUCGGAUCUGGACACGCUGCCGGUGCUAGAGCUGGUGCUGCUGCGCAACGUGCCGCCGUCCGAGUGCGCCAUCUGCCACCAGAUGGCCAACGCCCGCCUGGUGCACAUGUACGGCCGGCCGUACGACCCCACCAGCCUGCAGCCUCUGGUCGAAGCGCCUGCCGCCGCCGCCACACGCUGCCAGUACAACAUGUGCAGCUUCUGCGCGGGCCUGGCUGACCUCUACCACAAGGUGGUCCACCAGACGUUCCAUCUGUACCUGCGCUGCUGCGAGAAGGUGGCCGCCCGUCGCAGGGAGGCGCCCGACGAAGACUCGACACACAUUCUCAACGACAUCCUGGCCGAGGAGUCCUGGCUAUCGAAGACGUUCAGUGACGUGCAGCUGGUGUGGGGAGACGUUGACCAGAUUUACACGGCCGCCAAGGAGGAGGAAGAGGAGGAAAAAAAUGAGGGUGGCGCUUCCUCCUCCGGCCGCUAGGCCUGGGAAUUGCCAUCACUGCCUCCCGUCCAGGCUAGGGCCCACGGGAGACCCCCUCAGGUCGGCCCACAGGCGGGCAAGGGGUGCGUGCCUUGGUGUGUCGCGUCGGCGGCGUUUGAUUGGUGGAGACUGGCGCUGUGCCGUCCGGUACUACACCCAGCUGCGGCUCUUUUGGGCGAUUUUGAAUCCACGUCCAGUGUGUGAAAUAUCAGCGGGCCGAUGUGCUCGGAAACUGCCAUUUUGUAAUUGUGGAGGCGCUGUGCCCUCAGGGCAGGUUUGCACCGUGAUGGUCAACUGCCCGCCCGCUCAAGACUGGUGAUCGUGCAUGACUGGCCAUCAUCGCGUGCAUCGGAACGCUUGCCGUUCGCUUUUGUGCUGAGAGCUUGUGGUCUUACGUCCCUAUUGUGUCGGUCGUGAUCCUGACGAUAUAUUAUUGCAAGUUA
Molecule: messenger RNA, 1864 nt
Organism: Pollicipes pollicipes
Lineage: Eukaryota; Metazoa; Arthropoda; Thecostraca; Pollicipedomorpha; Pollicipedidae
Product: proline-rich protein 12
Exons: 10
Coding region: 486-1421 (311 amino acids)
Cellular component (GO): nucleus
Source: RefSeq, a predicted model, not a curated record